UGUGAUGUGUCGUCUGUCGUGGAGUUGCUGGCAGAUACGUGUACCUGUGUCAAUAAAUGCGAACAAACGUUCAUGAAAUCAACCGACUCAAUGAACCUCAAUCGAAUAAUGCGAAUAGAAUCUACUCCGCUGUUCUAAUUGUAUCAAAUACAUACCGGUGAACGCAUUAGUUUAGUGUUAUUAGUAGGUGUAGUUGUAUUUCCUCUGAUGUUGUACAAGUAAAAUGAGAAAAAUCUGUUUCCUCCUCAUCUGGAGUCUUUUCUCUUGUGUUUCUGCUUGGGAUAGUGACGAGUUAGAAGUAUUUGAUGUUGUUGAAGAUGUAAAAGAAAAUUUUUACACUUUACUCCAAGUACCAAAGGAUGCAAAUUUACAAGCCAUCAAAAAGGCGUUUCGGAGUCUCUCCUUGGUCCUUCAUCCUGACAAGAAUGAUGCCCCGGAUGCUGAGCAGAAAUUCCGUCAGCUUGUGAGCGUCUAUGAUAUUUUACGUGAUCCAGCUAAAAGAGCCCACUAUGAUCGUGUUCUGGAAACCGGUUUACCAGACUGGCGCAUGCCAGUCUACUACUACCGUAGAGUUCGCCGUAUGGGUCUUUUCGAGAUGAUCAUUAUUCUGUUUGUAAUAGUUUCAAUCGGCCAAUAUCUAGUCUCUUGGGCUGCUUACGCAGAAAAAGUCUACACUAUGCAAGAAAUAAUGGGAAGCAAGCUGAAAAAACAGUUGAAAAAACAGAAGAAAGGCAAAGCAGAUCCUCAGUUACCGCCUGAAUUAGAAUUUGAGAUUCCCAAGCCGAGUGUUAAAAACACCCUACCGUUUCAAGUUCCUUAUUUUCUUUGGUUUCUAGUCAUACGAUUGCCACCGCUAUGUUAUGAUGCUCUCAAUGAAUGGUGGGAAAGGAGGAAAGAAGAACCGGCGGAAUCAGAGCCAGAAGUGGAGAUUCGAGAAAAACCUAGACGUAAACGUGUUUACAAUAACCCACUCCCUGAGGUAGGGAAGGAUGCCACCUUACGACAAGCAAAACCAGUCGCACAACCGAAAGCACCUGCUGCCAAGCCUUCUGUGCCUUUAAUAGUUGGUGGACUAUGGACAGACGAUGAUCUCGCAGAACUGGUUCGUCUAGUCAAGAAGUUUCCCCCAGGGCUACCGGAUAGGUGGGAAAAGAUCAGUGAAACUAUGAGAAGACCUGUAAAUGAAAUCACGCACAUGGCUAAGAAGCUGAAAGAAGGCAAUUAUCAAAUCAACAGCACAAAAGAGGAUGUGGAGUUAGAACCUGAGGCUCCAAAGAAGACAAAAACGAGAGGUGGGAAGAUGGGUAACGAUGAACUACCCAAUGGGACAGUGGAAAACUGGUCUCAGACUCAACAAAAGGCCCUGGAAAAUGCCAUGGCCAAGUAUCCGAAAGGUGGUGUAGGUGACCGAUGGGAAAAAAUUUCUAAUGCUGUUCCAGGAAAGUCCAAAGAGGAAUGUUUAUUAAGGUACAAGCAUCUUGUUGAGAUAGUCAAAAAGAAGAAGCAGAUGGAAGAAGAAGAGAAGCAGCAAGGUGAACAGCCAGUGAAUUCCCUCUCUAAUUCUGAAGAUGUGACCGAGGAAAAUUGUUCUCAAAUACCAGAGAUCAAUGAAAUUAGUUAAUAAAUUAAAGAAAAAAAAUUAUUAGGUAAAACUCCUCAGAUGAUAUGAUUUUGAGUUAGGAUUGUAAUGAUAGUCAGGCAUUCCAUUUGUAGAAAAUCUUAUGUCUAGUUUUAUGAAGGCCACAGACCUUCAUUCUAGCAGAUUUCUAAAGUCCUUACUUGUUCCUCCAACUCGUUCCGGUGAAGAAAAUAUGACCGGUAUUGUUGGUGUUUUUAACUUAAAAUUUUGAGUUUUUUCUGUGGAAACCUUCAAAUUUGUGUAAAAUUUCUCUAGGACUUCUAAAGUGUGUCUGCGCUUUUUAGUUUGUGACAACUGAAAACAAUUUUUCUCAUCAACCAUUAUUGUAUCUCCUCACCAUUUUGAUUUGCCUUUUUUGUAUCUUCAAGAUAGUAACUCGAAUCAUUUUCUGUCAAAAUUUUGAAGUUAUUUUACAUCUUGUAAAAUCGAACUAAGGUUUUUGAUCUUGUGUCAGAAAUUAUUUGAUUUUAGAUAGGAAGCUAUGCUACUGUUGAAUGGAGCUCCUCUCUUUUGAAAAAGACAGUAUUUUAGUUUAAGGAUACAUAUUACUUAGGCACAGGAUUAUUUAAAGUUGAAUUAUGAAUUGAGUCUAGCCUGGGAAAAAAUUGACUCGAGCAAUAUAGUUUACUGUAUUUAUAUGUGCUACCAACCAAACCGAACAGACACAACUGUUAAACACA
Molecule: messenger RNA, 2319 nt
Organism: Bemisia tabaci
Lineage: Eukaryota; Metazoa; Arthropoda; Insecta; Hemiptera; Aleyrodidae
Cellular component (GO): endomembrane system
Source: RefSeq, a predicted model, not a curated record